Messenger RNA from Anopheles nili, 1573 nucleotides. RefSeq names its product matrix metalloproteinase-24-like. Gene Ontology annotation, molecular function: zinc ion binding; metalloendopeptidase activity. The record is from RefSeq and is a predicted model, not a curated record. Gene Ontology annotation, cellular component: extracellular matrix. The transcript is spliced from 5 exons. Gene Ontology annotation, biological process: collagen catabolic process; proteolysis; extracellular matrix organization. The coding region runs from base 1 to 1383 and encodes 460 amino acids. NCBI's taxonomy places the organism in Eukaryota, Metazoa, Arthropoda, Insecta, Diptera, Culicidae.
AUGCGGUACGGAUAUCUCAAAGAAGAUUACAAAACUGCGGUAUCCGAGAGCCUGCACAAGGACAACGACUUUCAGGAAGCUAUCAUGGAAUAUCAGAGCUUCAACGGACUGAAAAGCACUGGUGUGCUAGACGCAGCAACAACCGAAAUGAUGUGGCGUCCUCGUUGCGGAGUAAAGGAUAAGCACAAUAACACCCAAGACACGAUUGUUCACAGCUACGCUCUGCUAGGCAGCCGUUGGAAUACAAAGCGCUUGACGUACAGGGUAUCGAAGUACUCACAGUGGUUGGAGCCAAAGGUCGUUGACAGAGAAAUUGCGAAGGCAUUCAGUAUGUGGAGUAGGCAUGCCGAUCUAAGCUUCAAACCGAAGAAAGCCGGACCCGCACACAUUGAUAUCCGCUUUGAAAAAGACGAACAUGGUAGCCAUGAACCGUUCGAUGGCCCAGGAAAUGAGUUAGCCCACGCUUUUAUGCCAGAGAACGGGGGUGACAUUCAUUUUGACGACACGGAACACUGGACCGUCAAUUCAAAGAAUGGAACUAAUCUGCUCCAGGUGGCUACUCACGAGAUUGGUCAUUCACUAGGACUCUCGCACUCAUACGACCAAUCUGCGGUAAUGUUUAGAUCCUAUUUCGGAUAUGAUCCAAACUUCCAGCUAAGUCGUGACGAUAUUUUUCGUAUACAAAGAUUGUACGGCCCGAAAACUAGGAACGAGAGCUCGCAUGAUGGCGACCAUAACAUAGAUAAUACAAACACGAGCCCCCCUUCAGUAGCGAAGGAUUCGGAGCUGUGCACAUCUAAGAACAUUGAUGCUAUCUUCCAAAUGGAUGAAAAUAGCACCGUCGUCUUCCUGAGGAACAAGUACUACAAGCUCCUUCAGAACGAGGUAGCCCCAGGAUACCCGAAGGACAUUUCCGAUGGCUGGCCGGGACUACCAGGAAACAUCGAUGCUGCAUUCAAGUAUGAAAAUGGCAAGACAUAUUUCUUCCAAGGCAACAAGUACUGGCGGUAUCGUGGUCGUCAGAUCGAUGGUGACUACCCGCGGGAGAUAAGCGACGGCUUUCCAGGGAUACCGAGCAAUCUCAAUGCAACCAUGCUGUGGCGGAACUCAAACAGCACUGUUUACUUCUUCAAGGGCAGCAAAUUUUGGUUAUAUGAUCCGAACACAACUCCUCCGGUCAAGCCAUCUUACCCCAAGCCUAUUUCAAACAUAGAAGGCUUACCUGAUCAAAUCGAUGCAGCGCUACAUCAUCCAAACGGUAAUAUGUACUUCUUCAAAGGUGACAAAUACUAUCGCGUCAAUGAAAAAUCUUCCACGGUCGAUCAUUCCGAGCCACCAUACCCGCGACGAACUGCAUCUUGGUGGUUUGGCUGCAAAAAUUAGGAAGAGAACUUCAACUCACCAAGCUAUGAACACUUUAAAUAUCUGAUAAUAUUAUCUGGUUUGCUGACGGCAUUUUGCUUCUCAUUGGAUGCCGUUUUGUUAGAUUGAAAUUUGUUUUCCAACUAUUAUAUCGCAAUCGAUAUCAUAUCGAUCGAAUCAAAACAGCCAAUAAAAUAAUGGAAAAAAUCUU